Molecule: messenger RNA, 562 nt
Organism: Malus domestica (apple)
Lineage: Eukaryota; Viridiplantae; Streptophyta; Magnoliopsida; Rosales; Rosaceae
Source: RefSeq, a predicted model, not a curated record
AUGGGUGGAUCCCCUUUGUCCUGCUCAAAGAUGGUGGAUUUCUUCGCCCCACGUGUAGAAUGAGUCCCUUGGCUCCACGACCUUGUCGAUGAAGGCGUGUUAUGGCAUGAAGACCCCGCCGUUUUGAAAUGAACAUGAAAUGUACGGCUAGUUUCCAAAAUCGUACCCAUGGACAAUGGCUUCAAUUCUCUGUCGCUUGCUCUCCUUCACCGCCACCUCCGCAGCUUCCCUAUCCAGGGGCCCAAUCUCGCUCCUCUUUCUCAUCUCCUCCACCGCCUCCAUCACCUCGCUGGAGUCAUAGCCUCCGCCAAUAGGCUUUCUCCUACUUUAUUCGUCAGGUGCUUGGGGACCACAUCGACGACGAGGUCGCGGCUCGAUGAUGGGUGUGACUUCACGAUGUUCAUGCUCUCAUGUGAACCUUUUAUCAAUGGCCGAGCAGUACCAUAUGAUCCCACGUACGUGAGGUAUAGCUCCAGUUCCAAACCAUUACCGAGCUAGAAGAGAGGGACUUGCAUGACAUGGGUACACGGUAUGAUAAGUCUUGUGGGCAAGUUGUAGAUAA